Molecule: messenger RNA, 2235 nt
Organism: Exophiala oligosperma
Lineage: Eukaryota; Fungi; Ascomycota; Eurotiomycetes; Chaetothyriales; Herpotrichiellaceae
Exons: 2
Coding region: 1-2235 (744 amino acids)
Biological process (GO): ribosomal large subunit biogenesis
Cellular component (GO): nucleolus
Molecular function (GO): RNA binding; GTPase activity; GTP binding
Source: RefSeq, a predicted model, not a curated record
AUGGACCAGCAAAAAGAUGGAUUCGAAGGAUGGAAUACUAGCAAUGCUACCGUGGCGUUGCCGCCCAAUCAAAACUCGGCAAGCGCACACUGGCGUGCCAAGAGUGGUGUUGAUAUCGGCUUACCUUCCUUGCAGCCGAUAAGAAAUUCUUCUGAAAUUUUGUCUUGUCGAUACGGCAGCCGUUUGAACAUUUCUGUUCUGCAACCGCCACUUCAACUGCGACACCACGGUCCGAUCGUUCGGCCAGUUGACAAGAUGAAGACCACUUGGAAGGACAUUGCCCCUGUUCCAACAUCCCAGGAGUUUAUCGAUAUCGUUCUUAGCCGAACACAGCGACGACUACCCACUCAGAUUCGAGCCGGUUUCAAAAUCAGCAGAAUUCGAGGUUUCUAUACUAGAAAAGUCAAGUUUACCUCGGAGACCUUCUGCGAAAAGCUGCAGGCAAUUCUCGAGGGAUUCCCCCGCCUCCAAGACAUUCAUCCUUUUCACAAAGAUCUUUUGAAUACACUCUACGAUGCCGAUCAUUUCAGAAUCGCGUUGGGCACAUUAUCGACAGCCAAGCGAUUGAUCGAGACUGUGGCAAGAGACUAUGUCAGACUGCUGAAGUACGCACAGUCAUUGUUCCAAUGCAAAUCCUUGAAGCGGGCGGCGCUUGGUCGUAUGGCCACAAUCUGUAAAAGACUGAAAGAUCCCUUGGUAUAUUUGGAGCAAGUACGACAACAUCUUGGACGUUUGCCCAGCAUCGACCCUAAUACUCGGACUCUCCUCAUCUGCGGAUACCCAAAUGUCGGAAAAUCCAGUUUCCUCAAGUCGGUCACUCGAGCCGAUGUCGACGUACAGCCCUACGCUUUCACCACGAAGUCACUUUUUGUUGGACACUUCGACUACAAGUACCUGCGUUUCCAAGCCAUUGAUACUCCUGGUAUUCUUGAUCAUCCACUCGAAGAAAUGAACACCAUUGAAAUGCAAUCGAUCACUGCCAUUGCCCACUUGAGGUCGGCCAUCUUGUAUUUCAUGGAUCUCUCAGAACAGUGCGGAUACUCCGUGUCGGCACAGAUGGCUCUUUUCACUUCAAUCAAGCCACUCUUCGCCAACAAGUUGGUCUUCAUCGUGGUCAACAAGACCGAUGUGACCAAGCCAGAAGAUCUCGACCCAGAAUUACAACAACAGUUACAAGAUCUCCUCACUCAGAACUCCAACACCGAACUCCUUCAACUGUCUUGCAUCACCAAUGAAGGCGUUCAAGAAGUUAAGAAUACCGUCUGCGAUCGACUCGUUGCCGAACGUGUUGCAGCCAAGCUCAAGGCUGGUCAAGCCUCACAGCCUGCCACGGCCGAUGCUCCAUCUGGUCGCCUUGGAGACCUUCUCGCUAGGAUCCACGUCGCGAGACCCAUGGAAGGCGCAGUCAGUGAAACAUAUAUUCCCGAAGCCGUCAAGAAUGGCACCCACAAGAAGUAUGACAAGUCUGACCCGGAGAGGAGAAGGCUGGAACGCGACCUCGAGGAGGAAGAGGGCGGUGCUGGUGUGUACAACAUCGACCUCAAGAAGUUUUAUGACUUGGCAGAUCCAGAAUGGAAGCACGACAAGGUUCCAGAAUUUUUCAAUGGCAAGAACGUUGCAGAUUACGUUGACCCCGAGAUCGAGGAGAAGCUAGCUGCCCUCGAAGCCGAAGAGGAAAGGUUGACCCAAGAAGGAUUUUACGAUGAGAGUGAUAGUAUGGACGAUGAAGAAGAGGCAGAGAUUCACAUGAAGGCUGAAUUGAUUCGCAACAAGCGCACAUUGAUCAUGAACGAAGCGAGGAUGAAGAAGAGUCUCAAGAAUAAAGCCCAGAUUCCUCGCGCGAAGAAAUCGCGAACCUUAGGGCAGAUGGAGAAACAUCUCAACUCGAUUGGUUUGGACGCUUCUUCUGCUACCGAUCGAGCCCGAGCCCAGAUCCGCAAUGCUCCUGCUCGUUCGACGGCCGGUGAUGACAUGGAGAUCGAUACGCCUUCGGCUAGAGUCAAGGCAUUGUCGAGGGCACCGAAGACGAAUAGAUUGACUGACGGAUUGGGCGCCAGCGCCACAGGGGUCACAGACCCAGCUACGCGGGAGAAGGCUUCUCGCAUGGCCAAGUUGAGUCAGAGAAAGAUGAACCGUAUGGCGAGACAAGGUGAAGCUGAUCGUCAUGAGACUGCGUCUCUACCAGCCCAUUUGAUCAAGGGCAAGAGAAAGCAAGGUUCGACGAGGUCAAGAUAG